UUUUCUCUUGGCUAUGGAUGUUGUGAUUGUCCGUAGGUGGUAGACGGUCUCUGACUGUCGAACGCACAGGUACCACCUGGCGGAUCUGGUAGGCGGGGCCAGAAUGUGUGCAUGUUCCCUCUCCAGAGUCCGUGUGGCGUUCCCCCUUUCCCCUGUAUCCCCCUAUAGCCCCACGGUACCCCAUGGGUAUUUAGGCUUUAGGCCUACGUGGUAGUUGGAGUAUAAAAAAAAAGCGGAUGUGUCUUUACAUGAUUCUUCUUCAGAAGGCUCAGAAGAU
Acanthoscelides obtectus is the source of this 277-nucleotide messenger RNA. The record is from the annotation of a GenBank genome assembly. Lineage: Eukaryota; Metazoa; Arthropoda; Insecta; Coleoptera; Chrysomelidae.